AUGCAACCCCAGUACAAUGCCACCGCCACUCGCUACGGCCUCGGGUCUGCACCAUCCAAGAAGACAAUGCUGGCGAAAACUUCCGACACCGGUACCUCAGCCAGUGCGGUGGCUGGCCCCUCAGGAAGCAUGACGUACUGUCUGCCCUGUGAACCUCCCAAGGAGUGCGAGUACAUCAAACUCAAUUCUGAUGACGAGGAGUGGGUUCCAAAAGACGCUCUGGUACCAGACACUGGAGACAAGGACACAGAUGGAGAGACAGACCAGGAGGAGGAAGAUAAAGAGCAGCCAGAGGAGGCCAACACCAUUGACCAAGCGCAACUUGAUGCAGCUGAAGCAGCAGAGGUCGAUGCCCAGCUGGAGGCAUUGACCAGACUGACUGACGCCCUUGCUCGCUGCUAG
Messenger RNA from Coniophora puteana RWD-64-598 SS2, 402 nucleotides. RefSeq lists its product as uncharacterized. The coding region runs from base 1 to 402 and encodes 133 amino acids. The record is from RefSeq and is a predicted model, not a curated record. The transcript is spliced from 2 exons. Lineage: Eukaryota; Fungi; Basidiomycota; Agaricomycetes; Boletales; Coniophoraceae.